UGGCCCAAAAUCGACUUCUCUUUUCUAUUCAUAGUGCCUGCCACUCAGCUCCGUCGCCGGCGCCGCCUUUCCCUCCGACUCCGGUCAUCUCAUCUCUAUCUUUCAAUCUAUCGCGAUAGGGUUUCGGGCUGCCUGCCCUCUUUAUCGCGAUAGGUAAAUUAAAUAUAUAGUGGAAUAUCAUGAUGAAAUCAUGUUCUUACUGAUUCAAUCAACUGCACAAGAGCAUAACUGAUUUGGGUUGAGCUAAUAAUGCGAAAAUGCUACCAAAAUACCAUGAGCGUCUUAGUAGAUAAUUCUGUUCCAGAACUAAUCAAACUCAAUUGCUCUCUGAAGAACCUUGUCCAUGCCCACAGAUUCUCAGACGCCCUCCGUCUCUUCCUACAAAUCCACUCACUCCGCCACCUCAAACCCGACCACUACACUCUUUCAACAGCCCUCACUGCGUGUGCCAACUCCCGCGAAAUCAGAGUGGGUGCCCAACUCCACAAUCUCUGCGUCAAAUCCGGCCUUCAAAGCUUCUCUCACGUUGCGAAUACCCUGCUCUCGUUGUAUGCGAAGUUGCGGGACUUGGUAUCGGUAAAAAGGGUCUAUACUGAUAUAAGCGAGCCCGAUGUAUACUCGCAUACGACACUGUUGUCAGCUUGCACGAAGCUCGGCGAAGUUGAUUAUGCUCGUAUGGUGUUCGACAAAAUGCCUGAAAGAAGUGUGGAAGUCUGGAAUGCGAUGAUCACGGGCUGCGCUGAGAAUGGACUUGAUGGGCUUGCGUUCGAUUUCUUCCGGAGAAUGCGUAUGCUUGAUGUGAAAACGGAUAACUAUGCGUUUGCCAGUGUUGUCAGCUUAUGUACAGUUGGGCAGCUUAAGUUUGGGAGGCAACUUCAUUGCUUGGUUUUGAAGAACGGAUUUUUGAGGAGGGCGUCCGUCGGUAAUUCUUUGGUCACUAUGUAUUUCAAAUGUGAAAGUGCUGGAGAUGCUUGUGAAACAUUUGAGGAAAUCGGGAGAGAAGUUGGUGACGAGAUAGCAUAUAACGCAGUUAUAGCGGGAUUGGUCAGUAUGGAAAGAGAUGAAGAAGCUCUGUUGAUGUUCAGAGAUAUGCAAACUGUUGGUCUGAAACCAACUGAAUUGACUUUUGUGAGUGUAAUGGGAGCUUGUUUCAAUUCCGAUAUUGUUACUCAAGUACAUGGCCAAGCUAUCAAGAUGUGUUUUGGGGACUCUACUAAAGUUAAUAAUGCAGCAAUAAGCAUGUAUUCUAAUUGCGGAGAAUUAGCUGCAGCUUGUUUGGUUUUCAGAGCGUUGGAAGUGAAGGAUGUCGUCUCGUGGAAUGCCAUUAUAGCAAGCUAUGCUCAAGAGAGCCUGAGCGGAGAUGCUAUCUCCACCUACCUUCAGAUGCAAAGGAAUUGCGUUGAGCCAGAUGAAUUCACUAUUGGGAGCUUGCUAGCAAACUUAGAUUCGAUAGAGGUAGUUGAGAUGAUACAAGCAGUUCUAGUGAAAAGGGCGAUCAUUCACAGAGUUGAAGUUGCAAACGCAUUGCUUUCAGCGUUAUCUAGGAACAGUGCGAUAGAGAAGGCCCACGAAAUCUUCUGUCAAAUGCACUCAAGAAAUGUAAUAUCUUGGAAUGCAAUGAUAUCUGGAUUUCUAUUAAAUGGAUUACCAGAGGAAGGGCUGCAACAAUUUGCAGAAUUACUAGAAUUAGGUCUAAAACCAAAUCAUUACACUUUGAGCCUUGUUUUAAGCAUUUGCUCCAGCAUAUCAGAUCUUCUUCACGGGAAAGAAGUUCAUGCAUACUUACUGAAAUUGGGUUUUUUCUUUCACACCUUGCUUGGUAAUGCCCUUAUUGCUCUGUACUCCAAGUGUGGGGCUUUAAACUGGUCAUUGAAAGUGUUCCACAGUAUGACCAAUAGAGAUGUUGUUUCUUGGAACUCAAUGAUCUCCGCCCAUGCACUGCACGGAGAAGGCAAGGAGGCCAUCAAGUGGUUUGAGGCUAUGCAGUGUUCGAGUACAGUGAGGCCGGAUAAGGCAACUUUCACUGCAGUCCUGUCGGCUUGCAGCCAUGCAGGUUUAGUUGCUGAUGGUAUUAGGAUCUUCAAUUUGAUGGUGAAGGGUUAUGGCAUUGAUCCAGAAAUGCACCACUUUUCUUGCGUGGUCGAUCUAUUAGGGCGAGCCGGGUUUCUUGAUGUAGCGGAGAGGUUGAUCAAGGAUAGUGGCAGUGAUAUCGACCCAAGUGUUUGGUGGACUUUGUUGAGUUCUUGUGCAGCCUACGGCCAUCUGCAUUUGGGAAAUAUAGUUGCAAAGUUUCUUCUUGAAACAGGGUAUGAUGAUGAUCCUUCGCUUUACAUUCUGCUGUCAAAUCUUCAUGCUAAUGCUGGGAAAUGGGAAGAGGCAGCUAGUUUUAGGGAAGUGAUGAAGAAAUAUGGUGUGAUGAAGCAACCUGGAAGAAGUUGGAUCUCCCCAUGAUAAGAAGGGCAAACAAGGACAGAGCCAACUGCAGUUGUUCAACUAUGUAUUUCUUGUGAUUAGUGGCAUACACGACCAUGGAGACAAAUAACAAUAGUAGGUUGCAUGAUGGUGUUAGUGUUGCAAGUGGGAAUUACCUUGCAGCUAAGAUUAGAAGACGUCUUCUUUGGUUUUGCAUCUCGUUCAAUAACAUGUUAUCCCUCCAACAAGUUAUUCAUCUUGAUCAUUGCUAUGCUGAGAUUUGUUAUCCUAGCUCUGCAGAGAAGCGGAGUAGUAGAAGGAAUUGAUUGUGCAUCAACUGAUGAAGUCAAAAAAGUGGUGAUGUUUCUCGUACGAGGAGAGGCUAGAUCUAGAUUCCAUAAUACUUUUAAGCAAUCUGAGCAGUGGGGCUAUUCAAGUUCUGGACAAGUAUCAAACUGCAAGUGUUCUAAAUGGUUUUUGGUAAAGCAUCAGUAUAGAAUUGCUCCACAGUCGAUAUCAUUGGAUGAAGGGGAAGACCCAACCUCGUCAUACGCAGAUGGAGCAAAGGACUAUGCAGAAAGGCUAUGAACUGGUAUCAUCAUUCUUACGAAGGCCCAGAUUAAUUUUCACUGAGCUAGAGAUGAUGAGGAGCAUUACUGUGGAAGAAGCUGGACGAGCAGUUGCAGACGCAGAAGCUGCAAUUGCAGCAGCUGAGAUGGCAGCAGACGAGGCGGAAGUUGCAGCUGAAGCGGCACAAUGUUUUGUUCAGAAGGCUCUUACAUGUGUUUCUAGAGCUCGAUUCUUGUAAGUUAAUUUAGACCAUACUUCACUUAUGAUUUCAUCUGACUAGUGAAGUUUAGUCAUACAAUAAGUGGCAAUUUUCUUUAAUUGUACGCAUAUUUUAUGUUUAAUAACUACUAGCAUAGAUAAUACUGAUA
This is a messenger RNA of Salvia splendens (bonfire salvia), 3350 nucleotides long. RefSeq names its product pentatricopeptide repeat-containing protein At3g49740. Gene Ontology annotation, cellular component: intracellular membrane-bounded organelle. NCBI's taxonomy places the organism in Eukaryota, Viridiplantae, Streptophyta, Magnoliopsida, Lamiales, Lamiaceae. The record is from RefSeq and is a predicted model, not a curated record. Gene Ontology annotation, molecular function: RNA binding; protein binding. Gene Ontology annotation, biological process: RNA modification. Bases 250 to 2451 code for a protein of 733 amino acids. The transcript is spliced from 2 exons.